GUUAAGUCCUCUCUUUUCCGAAGGAUCUGACUUUAUCCCGGAAUUCUGACGCCGAAGCUUAAAUGGAAAAAGAAGAUGAGCUCCAGAAGUUAAACGGUCAAGUUUCAGCUCCACGAGACGGAGAUGUAGAAGAUGACGAUCCACUAGUGUUGAGUUCUCAAGCUUUGGCGGCGCUUCGGGAAUUUCUAGCAGACCAGAACAAGACUGUUGCGAGCACGCCACCGGCGUCUUCCGUCGCCGGAGGAGAAGAAUCCGAUAAAGUGGAGCUGGUUACGGAGGAUUGGAGACUCAGCCAGUUCUGGUACGAACCUGAAACUGCAGAGACUGUAGCAGAUGAAGUGGUCACUCUCUCUCAAAGAAUUCCAGGCUGCAGAGUCGCUUGCAUUGCUUGCCCUACUCUCUACGUUUAUCUCAAGAAAAGAGAUCCUAGUCUUCAGGUGCAAUUGCUGGAGUACGAUAUGAGAUUCGAGAGAUAUGGAAAAGAGUUCACUUUCUAUGAUUACAACGAACCAGAAGAUCUGCCGCUUCAGCUGAAACAUUGCUUCCAUAUAAUCGUUGCAGAUCCUCCCUACUUGAGUAGGGAAUGCCUGGAAAGAGUUAGUCAAACAAUUUUGUUCCUCGCAAGCCCAGUAGAUUCAUUGUUGCUUCUUCUCACAGGAGAGGUGCAAAGAGAACAUGCAGCUGAGCUAUUGGGUGUUCGCCCUUGUGUGUUUAAGCCUCAUCACUCUAGCAAACUCGGAAACGAGUUCCGACUGUUUAUAAGUUAUGAUCCAGGUACCAGAUUAGGAGGCUUGGAAGAAGACAGCUAGUUGUGACUUGCUUGUGUCUGGCAUUUCAAGCCCUUAUCCUCUAGCAGCGGAGGAACAUUUGUGGCAGGGAACACUCAUCGGCUCAUGUGUGUUGGAUAUUUUUCAUCAAUGUUCUCUUGGUGACCUCACUUUGUUCAAUCGUUCUCUGUAUCUUGUUGCAACCGCAGAUCUCAAGUCUGAUAUACUUUUACAUUAUUAUCAAAAUCUCAACAUAUUUACC
Messenger RNA from Arabidopsis thaliana (thale cress), 1029 nucleotides. Its product is annotated as nucleic acid binding / methyltransferase. Gene Ontology annotation, molecular function: nucleic acid binding; protein-lysine N-methyltransferase activity; methyltransferase activity. The record is from RefSeq and is marked reviewed. The transcript has 5 exons. Gene Ontology annotation, cellular component: cytoplasm. Lineage: Eukaryota; Viridiplantae; Streptophyta; Magnoliopsida; Brassicales; Brassicaceae. The coding region runs from base 63 to 809 and encodes 248 amino acids.